Messenger RNA from Raphanus sativus (radish), 898 nucleotides. RefSeq names its product 5'-deoxynucleotidase hdd1-like. Gene Ontology annotation, molecular function: 5'-deoxynucleotidase activity. Lineage: Eukaryota; Viridiplantae; Streptophyta; Magnoliopsida; Brassicales; Brassicaceae. The record is from RefSeq and is a predicted model, not a curated record. Gene Ontology annotation, cellular component: cytoplasm. The transcript has 6 exons. Bases 1 to 732 code for a protein of 243 amino acids.
AUGGAGAAACCAGGGAUGAUAGAAGAAGGCCCAUGGGCUAAUUAUUUCCAAACGUUUGGUUUGAUUCGCCGCCGCUUCACCUCCUUUAACCACCGAUCGACACUCCCCUCCGCCUCUAAGAAACUCCUCUUCCUCAGAAACCCCACUCCCAGCCCCACGAUCGUCGCCGUCCGGUGCCAGAACACUUACUCCGACGGCUCAACGGAACACACGAACCAUGCCUCUUCUGCUUCGUCCUCCAUCGAUUUCCUAAACCCUUUGCCAUCGCCUCAAGGUGUGUGUGUGAGAAAAGGAUGGAUCAAUCAGGAGAUCAACGGACCUGAACCGAUCGCUGAUCACAUGUACCAUAUGUCUCUUAUGGCUCUCAUUGCUGCUGAUCUUACUGGAGUUGACCGAGAAAGGUGUAUCAAAAUGGCAAUUGUGCAUGACAUCGCUGAAGUGAAUGGUGGUGAUUUGGAUAUUUACUCCAUUACUACGAUGGAUGGUUCUUGUUCUUGCUCGGAUGGUGAACUCUUGGAGCAGAUACGCACCGUUUCUAGGCAAAAAGGAGAGCUUCAGCAGCAGGAGGUUGAGCUACGAGCUCAGAUGAUGGCCAUGGAGAUUCAGAGAGGCUUUGAGUCUAGCGACCUAGCAAAUCUAGAAACGAGGAAUGUGCCUGAAAGCUCGGGUGAAGCAGUGUCUUCCUUGUCCGUGCCAUCUUCUGAUUUGGCUUCCAAGUGGUAUAAUUUUUAGAAAAAUCUCAUUGCUUUCUGUGUCAUCGCUUUCUUGUUCAAGGUAUACAUACACACUUGUGAAAUCUAUCACUCUUCUUUUUGGAUGGCCUUUAAUGGACCUGUGUUUUGGAUGUGAUUCUUCUUUUUAUUCCUAAGGAUUCAAAUAUAAAAAACACCAUUGGACA